This is a messenger RNA of Chrysoperla carnea, 1412 nucleotides long. RefSeq names its product protein charybde-like. The coding region runs from base 228 to 761 and encodes 177 amino acids. NCBI's taxonomy places the organism in Eukaryota, Metazoa, Arthropoda, Insecta, Neuroptera, Chrysopidae. The transcript is spliced from 3 exons. The record is from RefSeq and is a predicted model, not a curated record. Gene Ontology annotation, cellular component: cytoplasm. Gene Ontology annotation, biological process: negative regulation of signal transduction; regulation of TOR signaling; apoptotic process.
UGAAACAGAACAAAUGUAUUAUUAAAUUCAAAUGAUACAUUCUCAGUUAAAACAGUUGUUAGUUUAGUUGCUAUGCGCUUUGAGUACUACAAUCAAGUAUAUUUUAUUGAAUUGUAUUGAAAGUUCACGAGAGAAGUUUUUUUCUUGUAAAAGUUCAAAUUUGUUAAUAAUUGUGGUGUUUUUUUUAUUCAUUUGUGAUAAUUUUUUUAAUUUGUGUUAAAAACUCUAUGAAAAUGGAAGUUUUACAACAGUUUAAUGUGGAUUUUACUAAUCAAAAAGGUGCUUGGGAGCACACUUUAAAUGCUGCAUCAGAAAAUAAUAAUUCUGGUGAAUCGUCUGUUAUGCGAAGUGCCUGUGCGGCAUUAGCAAAACGUUUAGAAUCAGAAUUACGAGCAGCGAAAUCAGCACAAUUAGCGUGUGGUGAAGUGCUAUUACCAGCUGAUUUAUUACCCCGUGUUGCAAGAGCUGUUUUAUAUUUGGCCGAUUCUGAACCUUGUGGUCUUCGUGGUUGUACGCUGUUUGUAAAUUUUGAAACUGAGGCUGUUUGUCGUCGUUUAUGUACAAUCAAAUGUGAUCCUGGAACUGUUUCCACUUUUGAAUUAUUCCUGACGCUUAAACAGGAUGCCACUUCGUGGCAUAAUCUGUUACCGCAAUUUCUCAAAAAUUUAACGAGAGGUGGUACCGUUAUGAUCAGUCCAGCAUUCACCCUCAGCAAAAAGAAAUUAUAUCGUUCAUAUCAACAGUUCUCCAGCACCGAUUGAUUUAACGUUGUUCUUGAUGAUGCUGAAAAUGAAAAAGAAUAAAGAUGUGCGUGUGAUUUUUGGGGUGACAAAAAUUUUGCCAAGAAAAAAAUCGAAAAUCAACAUUCAUCUGUGUGGAACGUGAUUUUUUCUCGGUAUAUUAACUUUUUUUUACAAAUUUUUUUAAAAUUUUGUCAUCACAAUGGAAACCAAUCGCGUACUACUUCAAAAAAAAAAUCGUUAAAGCGUGUAACGGCGAAUACAAAUCUCGCUCGUUGUGUGCUGCUCACAAAAUGUUGUUUUCAUUUUUGAAAAAAAAAAUGAUGAGACUCUCAAUUUUCAAAGUGAGAAUUAAAGACUGAAGCAUCACUCAUGAUUUUAAAAUAAACCGUGUUUUUUUUCUGUUUUGUUUUAAAUUCCCCAUUUUUUAUUGUAAUAUUUGAUGGUCCAAUGUUUAUAAAAUAUUAUAUAUAUUGAUAUAAAUCCGUUUUAGGGUUUUCAUUCUUUGUUUCUUUCUGAAAAAACAAAAAAAAAACAACAAAUUAAAUAAAUCGAAAAUAAACGAUUUUAAAUCCGAAUUUUUUCUUUUCAAAUUUUCGACAAACAUAGAAAAACUGAUUGCCUUACAUCCAACACGUAACACAAAUCAAUACGCAUACUCAGUAAAUUUGA